Molecule: messenger RNA, 1310 nt
Organism: Sclerotinia trifoliorum
Lineage: Eukaryota; Fungi; Ascomycota; Leotiomycetes; Helotiales; Sclerotiniaceae
Source: the annotation of a GenBank genome assembly
UUAAGCCCACCCCACUCCACAUGAUCGAGAAUGACGGUUGAAGCUAGAAUUAUACAACAAUGUCAAUCGAUGUUCUUUUUUAUCCCCAAUGAUCGGCCACCGGAUUUCAGAAUUUAAGAAGGAAAAUAUGUUUAGGUAGGUAUUCCUUUGAUCUUAUGGUUUGGUAUUACCUAUCUUGUAAAAUUUGUUAUCUUUGUUUGGUCACAUAAAUCAACGUAUACGCACAAUUCUUUAAGGACUUCUUACUUAUUCAAUAAAAGAAAAAGGGUCAAUUCGCUGAAACCAACCGUCGUCGCCUUACGCGAACUUUUAUUUCUCUUUGCAGUGAACAUAGUAAAAGAAAUACGGACCAAUAAGAUCAAUCAUAACAUUCAACACCAUCAUUCAACGCGCUCUUUCAACCAGCACCCAAAGUAAGUGAACUUUCCGGAUUUAGCAUCCGAGCUGAUCCACAAGGUUUACUUGUAGCCAUCUUCACUCGCCGAGUUGAAAGUCGUUAAGACUCAAGCUUUUGUGCAGAAGUUUGGUCUCAUGUUAGCCAUCACAGGUUCAUUUCACUGACAUUUGCAUACAGAGCUAUUUCCCCGAGAUGUUCGCUUUGCACUUUUUGACUCGCAGAUAUAGAAUUCUUAUCCUCCUUCCCAUCUUUUUUCCAGCUGGUACAUCUAUAAAGAUCAACGAGCGAGCAAUUUUUGGGACUCUUACCUUGUAUACGGGGUGCAGUGUCUCUUUGACUUUUUGCAAAUUUCGCCCUAGCCAGCUUCGUCAGGUUGAUGAAACCUUCUAUGCGGGAACAGGUGAUGACUUGAAUGCUACGAGAGAAACUCUUUGUUGGCCGGAAUUAGAGAUAGGAGCAUGUUGCAGUGAAUUCAAGUCUCCGUCCAUAUCGCGGGGUGAUUUCUAAUUGGAUAUUUUAUGUGCUGUAGUGUACCUCGAUGUCAUUCCUGUAGUAAAAUGUUUAAUUGACAGGGAUUAUUCACCACUAAGCCGUAGACCUUUUAUUGGCCCAGUUAUGCGGCUGGCUGCCUGGGCAGGAAAUACACACAUACUAGAAUAUUUGCAGCCGAAGAAGGUUGAGCUAGAAGGCCUUGAAUCAAGGAGGGCACUUUUGAACGGCUAUUAUUACACAGUCGCUGGGACUCCGAGUAGUGGAGAUUUAAACAUGGUCAGAAUUGCUGUAUUUUUACUAUCGUGGGCAACUCGAGAAAGUAUGGACCUCAUGCGCAAGUUAUUUGGUAAUUUGGAGCGUGCCUCAAAGGAUGGAUGUUCAAAGAAUGGAUAUGCUUUUUUAAUUGCACUAGUUAAUGCGA